AUGCUGCAUUUUUCUCAGGUCGAUCUUGCGGGAAAGUACAACCGACUAGCUGAUGAGGCUCGUCAAGUUGUGGACGGAGAGCGACAGGCGCUCAGCUCUGGAGCUGCAGAACUCACCAGCGUUGAGAAAGUAGUAGCAAAACUUGCUGAAAUAAAUGGAUUCUGGAAUCGAACCCAACGAGAAUUGGCAGUUUGUGCUGAUGAGCUCAAGAAGACCGUGACCCCAUCCAAAGCGGAGGCUAUCGACCAAACUAUGGCUCAGCUCAAUGAAGAUUUCGGUUCAUUGAACCGCCAGCUCCAGGAAUUAGAAGCGACUUUGAGUGCGAAGAAGGAAGACCUUGAGAAACUCUCCGAAAAGAGCGCUGGUGUUAAGAACGAGGCCAACGCCGUCUUCAUGGAGCUGAGCGAUCUCGAUCCGGUGGCACGUAACAUAGCUGAGCUUCAAGCUCAGCAGGACCAAGUGAAAUCGAUCGAGGGGCAGUUGGCGGCAGUUGAGGACAAACUCCAAUCUGUACUGGCCGAAUGGAACCAGGGUUUGGAGGCUGGCCUGAUCACUCAGUCUCAAAUGGAAAACAAUCAGGCAUUGGCUGAUGAUGUCACAAAGCUCAUUGAAAAAGCUCGCAAGAAGCUGGGUCAACGACAGAAGACGAUUGAACAAGCGACUGGUGAGGUGGAAGCCGUGCAUAAGAACGCGGCCGAACUAAUCGGUGAAUUAAAUGGGUUGCGCGAUUCUGAAGCUCUGAAAGCUGUCGUAACGGUGUCGGAUCCAGCAACCCAAGCUGAAAAACUAAAAACGCUUAAAGAUGGGCUGAAAGCGAUUGGAGCACGGGUAGACGAUUUCGUGUCCGAAUGUAAGCUACUCAUACGAACUGGUGGCACGGGUGCUGACACUGCGGAACUGGACAACACGAUGAAGGAAGUGUGCGAUACAUGGUCAGCAGUUUCGACAGCUGUUGAGGAAAAGGAACGUGAAGCGGACUCGGCUGUGCAGCAGCUUGGAAGGUACGAAGAUGCGUACAAAUCGCUGUUGAAUUGGAUUGAGGAGACGGAGGAACUCAUGGAGAAUCAACGUCCUCCAGCUGCAGAUGCUAGGGUAGCAAGGGCUCAACUUCAUGCUUACGAUGUGCUUAUGAAGCAUAUUGACGACAAGGAUUUUAACGUGAAAGGCUUUUCGGCUUUGAUUGCCAAACUUGUCGCAAUGACUACGGCUGAAGACGAAGUGAAAUCGUUGAAAGAACGCGAAGAGGAAAUCAACAGAAGAUACAACGAGCUAGUGGCGGCUGCUCACGAUCGUCAGAGACGUCUCAUUGAGGCUGUCGAUUUGGCAGAAAGGCUGUCAGAAGGCGUUGUUCCCGUUGAAUCGUGGCUUGGCAAGGCUGAAAAACGGCUCAGUGCUCUGGGAAAGAUUCCCACGACUGUGGAAAAAAUGGAAGAACAACUGAGAGAGCAGAAAGAUCUCGACGAUGAAGUCUAUCAAAAGGCUGAGGAUGUGGAUCACGCACUAGCUAUUAUUCCAAUGUUGAGCGCUUUGGUGAGCGUGGAAGAUGCGAAUAGCUUGGAAGCGCAAGCGAAUCAAAUCACCAGCCGCUACGAGUCCAUUGCUCAUCGUGUGCGAAUUACCAAAGACCUGCUUCAAGAAAUGGCUUUGACUGUGAACGAUCUAUUUGCCGAUCUCGAUAAUCUCGAACUAUGGCUGGGCGAUAUGGAACAAAAAAUGGACGAAAUCAGUGAAAUCGCGAUCGCACCUGACGAUCUCAACGAGCAAAGCAACAUCGUCGGAGAUUUGGUAUCGGCUAUAACGGAGAGGGAUGCGCAGAUCUCGGCUGUCAUCGAAGUGGGUCGGCAACUUUGCAGACAGGCCACCGGCGAUGAAGCGCAACCAUUGCAAUCCCGCAUGGACCUACUGAAAAAGAGGUAUGGGGACAUUAUGCUUGUUGCUGACGAAAAGUUGCAACUACUGGAGAAGGCGAUUCCCCUGUCGGAACGUUUCCAUGAAGGUUUCGAUGCCGUCAUGGAAUGGGUAGAAGCUGUUGAAGAGGAUCUUAUUCAGAUCGAUAGCACCGAUCUUGACACCCAAACUCGGCUAGUGUUUUCCAUGGAGGAAGGUGUGAGUCAUUGGCGUCCGGAGGUUGACGACCUCGUUGCCGUUUCAUCGCAGCUACAAGCGCUUAGCAGCCCAGAUCAAGCCGAAGAACUGUUCCAAAGCACGGCCGAAAUGAACCGACGUGUCAACCAAAUCGCUGAUAAGGUGGCGCGUCGUGCUGAACGGCUUGAUGUUGCUGACCGUCAGAGCCGUGCAGUAUUCGACGAGCUCAGUUUCCUUCUCGAGUGGCUUGGAGAUGCUCGUGACAGAGUGGUCGCCGCCGGUCCUCCAUCAAUUGAUCCCGAUUUCGCUCGAACUCAACUUCGUAAUCAACUCGUUAUGAACGAAGACGUUGCAGCCAACAAGAGUCGCCUUCGUGAAAUGACAGUCGAAGCGAAGAAGGUUUGUCGAGAGCUCGGUGGUGAAGGCGGCGAGUCUGGUAUGGCUCUUGCAGAGCAAUGCGACCAUGCAAAAGAUCUUGUCGACGAGGUUACUGCACUUUGUAUGGAUCGGACUGAAAUUCUCGAAAGGGCUCUGGCCCUGUCCCAGCACCUAACCAUCGAAUUUGAUCGCCUCGCCAACUGGCUGGAUCAAGUUGAUGAUGAGCUCCGAACAGCACCCGAACUGACCACUGCCACUCCUCCUCAUCAGCUACGAAAGCAGCGAGAACAUAACGCGGAGCUUUCCGCUGCGAUUUUAACGUAUGUUCCAAUUGUGGAGCAGUUCAAAAGUGAUGUGAAGGCGCUACAGGAGAUUUGUGUCCCAGAAGAUGGUGUCAAGCUCGGAGAGCUUGCCGAUGAGAUUGUUGCCAAGUAUGACGAUAUGCGAAAAGCAGUUGAAGCACGUGGUCAGGCCCUCGACAGUAUUGUGGAUGCAACCAGUGGACUCGGUGAACGUCUCGAGAACUUUGUACAGACCCUGCAAGGAGCAUCGGAUCGUCUUCGUCAGAACGCCUCUAUUUCUUCCGAUCCUACUCUUCUGAAGACUCAGAUUGCCGAAAAUCGUGCCCUCAAAGAGGGUUUGAAAUCGAAACAGGCUGCUUACGCUGCACUGAGAGAAAGCGCCGCUGAACUUCUAGCUACGCUUCCACCAGAAGAUUCUGCUAGACACGAAGUGAGUGAGAAACUGAGGCGUUUGGCUGAAUUGUGGAAGAGCAUUGAGCAAGAAGCUGAGGAUCGUGGUGGAUUCCUUGAGUCCACAUUGGCAAAAGCCGAACGUUUCUGGCGUGAGCUUGAUGAAUGCCAGAGAGCGAUAGACGAUUUGCGUGUAAGACUGGAAUCCGUGGAACCGGCAGCUGGACAACCUGAGCAGCUGCAGCUGCAGCAAGUUGAAAUGCAGACAGUGGCCAAUAGCAUGGCCAACACAGAAAAUCGCCUUGUUGGACUACGUGAAGCUGGUGUUGCCCUGACUGGAAUUAUCCCCGCUGAAGAACAGACAGUAGUAAAUGCCCAAGUGGAUGCUGUACAUGACGGAUGGGCAACGAUCACCAAGCUCUUUGCUGACAAGAAUAGAGAUCUUGUCGUUGCAAUGGAAGACGCUAUGGCAUUCCAUGCAGAUCUCUCCAGUAUUCUGGGUGAUGAAAUCCUGCGUGUGUUGAAGAGGUACACGGCUGAACAACUCUGCUAUACGGCAGCUCAGAUAGUCAGUGGUGCACCUGCUCAUCAGGCUGCUGCGAUCCGUCAACCCAUCAACAAGCUUAAUUUGCGCUGGACUCAGCUUCAUUUGGCGCUUUGUGAUCGGAAAACAAGUGUGGAGCGCAUGCUUCUACAAAUGGGUCGACUAUCAGAAGCUGUGGAGCAGUUGAUCGCAUGGAUGAGGAAAACUCGUGGUACCCUCAACGAACUGUCCAUUGCUGCCCCGGCACUUCGACAACUCGAAAUUCAACGUUGUCAGCUGACUGUCGUCUCGAAUGACAUCCAUGCUCAUGAAGCCAGUGUGUCGACGCUGAAUGCUGCCGCUCAACGACUUCUGCGAGACGAUCAAAACACUGACGUGUUGGAGAAGAUGAACGAGAUGAACAAGGAAUGGCGAGAAUUGAAUGAAAUUCUCGAGGCAUUGACCAUUCAAAUGGAACGCGCAAAAGCUGAUGCAGAGAAAGUCGGCAGGGAAACGGAGCAAUGGAUGGGUUGGCUGGAAGAUGUGGAAUCGCAGUUGGCAACCACAAAACCGACUGGUGGUCUUCCAGAGACGGCAGAAGUUCAACUUGAUGAUUUCCUUGUGUUGCGUGCAGAGAUAGCCCAAAAUAAGCCACUGAUCGAAGCGUACAUCAGUGACACUGAUGCUGCACUUGAAAACGCCGAUACUGGUGCUCAGACAUGGAUGGCCCGGAAUCAUGCUCUUAUCAAGAAUAAGUGGUCCAAAGUAAAGACCGUGAGAAAGAAACUACAGCUAGCUCUGGAGGAAGCAGUUGCUUUGGACACUUCAAUGCGUGACACAGCCGAAGUGUCCCAUGUGAGCCGCCUUGUCGACGUUCUCGAGAAGCAACUGCAGGAAAAUGAGAAGUGGGCGGACGAAGUCGCUGUGCGAAAGCAGCUCAUGGCAGAACAACAAGCAGCAGGUACCCGACUGCAAUACUACUGUGAGAAGAAGGAUGCAAUUCCGAUCAAGAACGGUCUUGUAUCAUUGAAACAUCGUUUUGAGAAAGUUGCGAGCCGAACAGCUGAUCGCACUAAGGUGAGUUGA
Molecule: messenger RNA, 4764 nt
Organism: Cooperia oncophora
Lineage: Eukaryota; Metazoa; Nematoda; Chromadorea; Rhabditida; Trichostrongylidae
Source: the annotation of a GenBank genome assembly